GCGUGACGUCAGGACGCCGCGGCGAGACCGUCGCAGCCCUGGGAAGACCGGAGCCCCCAGGUCGCGAGCAGUCCCGCCGCCUUGGACCUCCAGCCUUGGGCCGCUGCUGACGAGUCCCGGGGGCGAGCGGCCGAGUGAGGAAGCAUUCUGGCUCCCGAGGUCCACCCCUUACACCCCAAGGUCCAGAUGGCGGCCAAUGUGGGUGAUCAACGGAGCACGGAUUGGCCCUCUCAGUACAGCAUGGUGGCAGGGGCAGGAAGAGAGAAUGGCCUGGAGACGCCCAUGCAUGAGAACCCGGAGUGGGAGAAGGCCCGCCAGGCCCUGGCCAGCAUCAGCAAGGCAGGUGCUGCUGGCAGCUCCACCAAGGCCAGCAGCAAUGGGCCUGUGGCCAGCGCUCAGUACGUGUCCCAGGCAGAAGCCUCAGCUUUGCAGCAGCAACAGUACUACCAAUGGUACCAGCAGUACAGCUACGCCUACCCCUACAGCUACUACUACCCCAUGAGCAUGUACCAGAGUUACGGGUCACCUUCCCAGUAUGGGAUGGCCAGUUCCUAUGGGUCAGCCUCCCCACAACAGCCGUCGGCGCCCCAGCACCAAGGAACUCUGAACCAGCCCCCAGUUCCCGGCAUGGAUGAAGGGAUGACUUACCAGGCACCCCCUCAGCAGCUGCCGGCAGCCCAGCCCCCUCAGCCUUCCAACACCCCACAUGGGGCCCGGGCACUGAGCAGCGGACCCCAGCCUGGCACGGCGCCCACCUCGCAGCACAGCCAGGCCGGCCCGGCUGCGGGCCCUGCGUUUGGGCCACCACACUCCUACCCUGAGCCCACCAAGCCCAAGAAAGGCCAGCAGCUGUGGAACCGCAUGAAGCCUGCCCCUGGCACUGGUGGACUCAAGUUCAACAUUCAGAAACGGCCGUAUGCUGUCACCAACCAGAACUUCGGCUCCCCUGCAGAUGGCCAGCACAGCACUUUUGGCCCCCAGCCAAACCCCGAGAAGGCCCAGAGCCACAGGGGGACUCUCUCGGGGAAGCCGGACGAUUGGCCGCAGGACAUGAAGGAGUACGUGGAGCGCUGCUUCACGGCCUGCGAGUCGGAGGAAGACAAGGACCGGACGGAGAAGCUGCUGAAGGAGCUGCUGCAGGCGCGGCUGCAGGACGGCUCAGCCUACACCAUUGACUGGAGCCGCGAGCCUCUGCCGGGGCUGACUCGGGAGCCUGUGGCCGAGAGCCCCAAGAAGAAGCGGUGGGAGGCCCCUAGCAGCCUUCACCCUCCCAGGGGGGCAGGCUCUACGCCACGGGGCGGGGGUGCCCAGUCCCAGCGCGGGACUCCAGGGGCUGGGGGUGCUGGCCGAGCCCGGGGCAGCAGCUUCGCCAAGUUUGGCAACCGCAAUGUCUUCAUGAAGGACAACAGCUCCUCCUCCAGCACGGACUCCCGCUCCCGCUCCUCCUCCCGCUCCCCGACCCGCCACUUCCGCCGAAGUGACUCCCACUCGGACUCCGACACCUCCGACUCGGGGACCGAAUGUCGUCCUGUGGGUCGCAGGAACCCGCCCCCCAAGGGCCGGGGGGGCCGGGGAGCCCACAUGGAUCGGGGCAGAGGCCGGGCGCAGCGUGGGAAGAGGCACGAUCUUGCCGCCAGCAAGCGCAGCCGCCGGAAGCUGGCCCUGGCGGAGUGCGAGGACCCCGAGCGUGAGCUGAAGAAGCAGAGGCGCGCCGCCCGCUUCCAGCAUGCGCACUCCCGCCGCCUGCGCCUUGAGCCCCUGGUGCUGCACGUGAGUGGCCUGGACGGCGGCGCCGACCCCGACUGGCAGGAGCUGCAGAUCGUGGGCACCUGCCCUGACAUCACCAAGCACUACCUGCGUCUCACCUGUGCCCCUGACCCGUCUACUGUGCGGCCUGUGGCGGUUCUGAAGAAAUCGCUGUGCAUGGUGAAGACCCACUGGAAGGAGAAGCAGGACUACGCCUUUGCCUGCGAGCAGAUGAAGUCCAUCCGGCAGGACCUGACGGUACAAGGCAUCCGGACUGAGUUCACGGUAGAGGUGUACGAGACUCACGCACGCAUCGCCCUGGAAAAGGGGGACCAUGAAGAGUUUAAUCAGUGUCAGACACAGCUCAAGUCUCUGUAUGCAGAGAACCUGCCAGGCAACGUGGGCGAGUUCACUGCCUACCGGAUCCUGUACUACAUCUUUACCAAGAACUCAGGAGAUAUCACCACGGAGCUGGCCUACCUGACGCGGGCCCUGAAGGCGGACCCAUGUGUGGCCCACGCCUUGGCACUGAGGGCUGCGUGGGCUCUGGGCAACUAUCACCGCUUCUUCCGGCUCUACCAGCACGCACCCUGCAUGUCCGGCUACCUCGUAGACAAGUUUGCGGACCGAGAGCGCAAGGCCGCUCUCAAGGCCAUGAUCAAAACCUUCCGCCCUGCGCUGCCCGUCUCCUACCUGCAGGCCGAGCUGGCCUUCGAGGGCGAGGCUGCCUGCCGGGCCUUCCUAGAGCCCCUGGGCCUGGCCUACACGGGCCCCGACAGCACCAGCAUCGACUGCCGCCUCAGCCUGGCACAGCUGCCCGCCUUUUGAGUGCUGCCUCAGCCUGGCACAGCUGCCCGCCUCUGAGUGCCGACUCAGCCUGGCACAGCUGCCCGCCUCGGCCUGGCACAGCUGCCUGCCUUCUGAGUGCCGCCUCAGCCUGGCACAGCUGCCCGCCUCAGUGCCACUCGGCCUGGCACAGCUGCCCGCCUCCUGAGUGCUGCCUCCACACCGCCCACGCGGAUCAUUUUGUUUUUGAGCCAUGGACUUGGGGUGUAAAUUAGUUUGUGGGGAACGGGCUCCAGGAUGAGCCGCCAUCCCUGUCCCCUGUUCCCUCCCGUGGGGAUUCUGUACAGAUUUUUUCUACGUUUUUAUUUUGCCUCACAGGGAUGGGGUGGGAGGAGGGGCAGUGGGGGGCUGGGCACCGUGUGUCCAUCGGCUGUCUGUCCACCUGGCACCUCCACUAAUGCUCUCUCAGUAUUUUCUCUCUCUCUCUCUCGAGCUUGUACUCCGGCUCCCGCCUGGCACGCUGGCCUGUCCCAAGCUGGGGGGCCAGCGAAGAGGACGGCCACCUGCCCGCCACGGGGAACACCAGUGCCCCGCCGCUGCCGCCACCAUCAGCCUCCCCACAGACUCUUGUUGCCCUCUGGGGCCGCCCCAGGCGGGUGAGGGGAGCCGCUUAGAGACUGUGCCCUGCCUUCGGCCCCCUACCCCAGAAG
Sorex fumeus (smoky shrew) is the source of this 3242-nucleotide messenger RNA. It is a transcript of the gene LENG8, whose product is annotated as leukocyte receptor cluster member 8. The transcript has 16 exons. The record is from RefSeq and is a predicted model, not a curated record. Gene Ontology annotation, cellular component: nucleus. NCBI's taxonomy places the organism in Eukaryota, Metazoa, Chordata, Mammalia, Eulipotyphla, Soricidae. The coding region runs from base 187 to 2574 and encodes 795 amino acids.